Messenger RNA from Zonotrichia leucophrys gambelii, 2325 nucleotides. RefSeq names its product transmembrane protein 154 (gene TMEM154). NCBI's taxonomy places the organism in Eukaryota, Metazoa, Chordata, Aves, Passeriformes, Passerellidae. The transcript has 6 exons. The record is from RefSeq and is a predicted model, not a curated record. The coding region runs from base 92 to 661 and encodes 189 amino acids.
UGCUCCCCGGCAGGAAGCAGGAAAUGUAGAUGCCCGGGCGCAGCAGGGCGGCUGCGGAGCGCCCCUCAGGUGGGAGCGCGGCCGGGGCAGCAUGCGGGGCCCCGCGAUGCUCGCCCUGCUCUCGGCCCUGGCGCUGGCUGCGGGACCCGCCGCCUCCGAUGCUGGGACUGAUGGAUCAGGAGAUGGAUCAAUGAUAUCACCCACUUUCACAGCGACACAUCUUCCUGCUGCGAGCCCUUCGACUGUGGAUGACCAUGGGCCAGUACUUGUAACUGCAGGCACUACUGAAAGCAGCUUUGAUGCACAGAGCUCUCCAAGUACUGAACUGAAUGCUGUGAAUGAUGAGGAGAGCCUCGAAGCAACAGAACAGUCUAUCUUGAUAUAUGUUGUCCCUGUGGCGCUGCUGGUCCUGCUGAUUUUAUUGAUCACAUUUUUUGUAAUGCAUCAUAAAAGGAAAAAGUCCAAGCAAGAUGAGCUGGGAAGUGAAAAUGUAAAAAGUCCUAUUUUUGAAGAAGACACACCCUCUGUUAUGGAGAUAGAAAUGGAAGAGCUCGAUAAAUGGAUGAACAGCAUGAACAAAAAUGGUGAUUGUGAAUGUUUACCUACUGUAAGAGAAGAAGAAAAAGAAUCAAUUGCCAACCCAAGUGAUGGUGAAUCAUGAAGUCCUCAGGACAGCAAAGAACUGGCUAAAGGGAUGCAGAACAUAAGCUCAUCAUCCUCCAGAUAUUGGAAGAACUGGAUUUAAAUAUAAGUCAUCUCAAAAGGCCAGAGAAGCAAAUGCUUUUGUUGUCUUCUGCUUCAUAUGGUCUUCAGAAAGGAAACAUCGCCAAGGGAAAAGAAGAAAAUAAAAAGAAGGGAAAAAAAAAAGAAAAUAAAGAAAAGCACUCUAGCAAGAUUAAUGACUCAUUUAAAUUCUUUUUGCAAUGAGAUUCACCCCAAAUCAAGAGAAACCCCUGCAGAACGUUCUCAAAGUAGUCCAUAUUUCUGUCUAGUUCCACAGUUGUGUAUUGUGCAGCACUUAAAACCAAUUCUGUUCCAGGUUUGGUUUCUUCAGUUUGGUUUGGUUUUGUGGGUAUUUUUUCAGUGUCCAUAAUUCUGACUGCCCUGGUUUGGUGGAUGUGAAGCUCAUGCCUAUGCAAUGUUUAUUUCUCAAUUUGCUUUUUCUGAGCAGUGCACUGAUUUGCACAGGACUGCUGUUGGGGGGUACCAGGCUAGGACUGCCAGACCAGCUCUGAGCACAGACAGCAGCUGAAAUGCCUCUCAAAGCAAUAGCCAGAAGUGACUGCAGCCCAGCCAGGGCACAGACUCUGCAGAGUGCUUAAAGGCCCUGUAGAAGUGGCAAGUAUUAUUUUGAGACUGCCUUUCAGUUUGUUUUCUCCAUAGACGAGUGCCCUAGGCUAGCUCUCCCUGUGUAACUCUUCUCCCUGCCCAGGGCUAUUCUCUAACCACCUACUUCAGGAAUAUUCAACUUAAAAACAUCUCUCUCUCUCUUUUUUUUUUUUUUCUUUUUAAUGAGUGAGGUUGAAAAAUGGAACAAUUCGCAUUAAAUACAGAUUUAGAUAAGCAUGUGUUAUGCAUAACUACUUGGUCAAGGUUUUCAGAUACAGGAGGUUUUCUGCUGCUUCUGUCUUUAAAUACUGAGCCUGCAAUACCUGAAAGACAAGGACUUCUAAGUGUGCCCAGCCACUUUUAGUUACAACGAAAAAAAUCAGACUCCUGGCAUACCUCAAGGUGGGAAUAUGAAUGAUGUAACUGUGUCCACUGAUUUUAGAUAGCAUGUCUCUUAGGGAUCAGACCUUAAUUAUGUAACACACAUAAAAAUGAAUCUUUGUUUGGGCAAAGUUUCUCUUACCUUAUUUAAGAUAGCAGUUUCAUAUCUCACCAUAUCUUAUGUCCUACCUAUCCUCAUAUUCUAUUUAAAUAUAUAAUGCCUUCCCACUCAAUACAUGUUUAAUAUGAUCAGGUUUUUUUGCCUGCAAAUAAUUCACUAAUAAGUUACCAUGCAUAGCUUGAUUAAAGAGAGAAAACAAAUGCCCCAAGCCUCUGUGAUGGCAUCUAAGUAUCACUAGCAGCUGACAGAGGAUGGUUCAGCUUUGUGAAUAAUUAAAGACAUGUCAAAAUACAGAAGGAAAAAAUGUUUAGAGCUAACCAUAUUCAUUCAUUAUUGAAUUUAAAUUGAUUAGUAAUUUCCUCAAAGAAUAAAAAUUUUUCCCUGUGUGGAUGAUUUUUAACUUUGAAAGAAGUGUUUCAAGGUCAUCUUUCACAACUUUUUUUUAAACAUUUCCACUAUUUCCUGACAGUAAACCCAUCAUGUAGAAUAUUGGU